AUGGACUCAUGGAUGGUUGUUGCCAUUCACGGCCAACUUGGUGCUAUUGUUGCCAUGCGCGCUGAUUGUUUCGUACAAGCAAUCCGAGUGCAUCAUCAAGUGCAUCAUGUGCGCAGCAAAGAGAGUGUGCAAAUCAAGUGCUAUUUGUUCAAGGACUUGAACGUUUUCCUAAGCCUCGCCGACCGAUUGUUCGAAGUGCGAAGAUCAAACAAUGAUGACAUAAUAAUACUUUCCUUCAAUAACUUCAAAUCACUGGCCAGAAAGAAAAUCCAAUCCGCCGUCAACACUGUCUCCGAAUGGGCCGAUAAUCAUGGUUUCACAAUAUCCCCUGAAAAAUCCCAACUGCUCCACAUCAGCAAGAACAGAAAAGGAGUUAGCAAGUUACCCGAUCUCAGUCUGAAAAACUGCCCUAUAAAAUCCCAAACAUCCCUCAAAAUCCUUGGUGUACACCUGGACCGCACUCUGAGCUUUGGUCACCACGCCGAUACCGUUAGAAAGUCAAUCGAAAAGCGCUUGCAAUUAAUUAAAGUGAUCGGAUAUAGAAUCCCAAGCGGACAAAGGGCAACCAUCAUUCGGAUCAUUAAUGGCUGGUUGUUGCCCAAGAUGUUCUAUGGUGUAGGACUUUUUAGUAGAGGCGGUGAUCUCAUCACCAAAAAACUUCGCCCAUUGUACAACAAAGCCUUCCGCUAUGCCUCUGGCGUGUUCAUCACCAGUCCCACCUCUGUCAUUAUAUCGGAAUGUGGUCAACUUCCUUUCGAGCACUUCCUGACGGUCGGCGUGAUGAGGAGGGCCAUCAGAUGGCUCAGCCUUGGUGGUCGCCAGGAAAUCCCUGCUGAAGCUUAUGCGUUAAUGAUAGCCUCUAACCUAACCACCCACAUUACCGACUCCCCCACUAUCAUAUUUAGCGACUCUGCCAGCUGUCUCCAAGAGAUGAAAUCCUCCUCCUCAAAGCAUCCCUGGCUUCAGGAGGCAGAAAGACUGGCUGUGGCCAAUAACGUCGCGUUCUGCUGGUUGCCCGGACACUCCGGUAUCCAUGGCAACGAGGAGGCCGACCGUUUGGCUGGUGCCGGUCGGGAAGCCAGCCCUGAGGCUGUCUCUGUCCCCUCCAUGGACACUAGACGUUGCUUUGAGAAGAAUCAAACCAUCCACUUUACCCUGGCCAGAUAA
This is a messenger RNA of Armigeres subalbatus, 1167 nucleotides long. RefSeq lists its product as uncharacterized. The transcript has 4 exons. Gene Ontology annotation, molecular function: RNA-DNA hybrid ribonuclease activity; nucleic acid binding. Bases 1 to 1167 code for a protein of 388 amino acids. NCBI's taxonomy places the organism in Eukaryota, Metazoa, Arthropoda, Insecta, Diptera, Culicidae. The record is from RefSeq and is a predicted model, not a curated record.